Spinacia oleracea (spinach) is the source of this 2436-nucleotide messenger RNA. RefSeq names its product peptidyl-prolyl cis-trans isomerase CYP59. Lineage: Eukaryota; Viridiplantae; Streptophyta; Magnoliopsida; Caryophyllales; Amaranthaceae. Gene Ontology annotation, molecular function: peptidyl-prolyl cis-trans isomerase activity; RNA binding; zinc ion binding. Gene Ontology annotation, biological process: protein peptidyl-prolyl isomerization. The record is from RefSeq and is a predicted model, not a curated record. The transcript has 15 exons. Gene Ontology annotation, cellular component: nucleus. Bases 306 to 2138 code for a protein of 610 amino acids.
AAAAUACUUCGUAAUUUUCUUUCCUCAAACUCCAACUCGCACAGUCGUAGGAGAGCUACUCUUCUCUUCGUCUCCUUCCUCAUAUUCCUCUUAGAAUCCUCGAAAAAUAGUCUUGCAGACAAGUGUAUAGCUGCAUCACCACCUCUGGUCGGCGGCGCCGCUGCCAAGUGCCAACCACCUCUCGUUUCCUGCUGCUGCUAUUCUCGGUGUUGACGACAGUGCAGGCAACCCUCCUUCCCUGGCUCAGAGAUGGGCCUGUGAAUAACCCACUUUUACUUCUGUCAGUUAUCAUUAGUGAAGGGACAAUGUCGGUUAUGGUGGAAACCAGUUUAGGCGAAUUUGUCAUUGACUUGUUCAGUGAUCGCUGUCCGUUAACUUGCAAGAACUUUUUGAAGCUUUGCAAGAUCAAAUACUACAAUGGCUGUUUGUUUCACACUGUGCAGAAGGAUUUUACCGCUCAAACUGGUGAUCCAACUGGAACAGGCAGUGGUGGCGACUCCAUCUAUAGGUUUCUAUAUGGUGACCAAGCCCGUUUCUUCAAUGAUGAAAUUUACCCAGGCGUGAAGCACACAAAAAUGGGUACUGUCGCCAUGGCUAGUGCUGGGGAGAACCUGAAUGCAUCCCAGUUCUAUAUAACAUUACGGGAUGACCUUGACUACCUUGAUGAGAAGCAUACUGUAUUUGGGGAGGUUGCAGAAGGUCUUGAGACGCUGACGAGAAUAAAUGAAGCUUAUUUGGAUGAGAAAGGGAGACCAUAUAAGAAUAUAAGAAUAAAGCACACUUAUGUACUUGACGAUCCUUUUGAAGACCCUCCACUGCUGACUGAUUUAAUACCCGAUGCUUCCCCUGAAGGCAUACCAAGAGAAGAGGUUGUAGAUGAUGUGAGACUUGAAGAUGAUUGGGAACCCAUGGAUGAACAAUUAGCUCCAGAAGAUCUGGUGGAAGCUAUACGUACAAAGGAAGCACAUUCCAGGGCUGUGGUUCUUGAAAGUAUUGGUGACAUCCCAGAUGCUGAUGUAAAGCCUCCUGAUAAUGUGUUGUUUGUGUGCAAACUUAAUCCGGUUACGGAGGAUGAAGACUUGCAUACAAUAUUCUCACGCUUUGGAACUGUUACAUCGGCUGAGGUUAUCCGUGAUUUCAAGACUGGAGAUAGCCUGUGUUAUGCUUUCAUUGAGUUUGAGAGUAAUGAAGCUUGUGAGCAAGCUUACUUUAAGAUGGACAAUGCAUUGAUAGAUGACAGAAGGAUAAAAGUUGAUUUUAGUCAGAGUGUUUCAAAGCUUUGGAAUCAGUUCAGAAGGAAGGGAACUCAAGGAAGAGGAUGCUUCAAAUGUGGUGCACUGGAUCAUGUUGCAAAAGAUUGCCCCAUUGGAGAAACCCCUGGUCAGCAUCAGAAGUAUGUCCUGAAAGAAAACAAUCAGCAGCAUGGUGGAGAUAAAGAUUCAGGCUAUGAGAUGGUGUUUGAUGAUGACGGUGGUAGCCCACAAAGAGAAAAGAGACAACUAGAUAAUGAGCAAGAUUCUAGGAAAAAACACAAAUCUGAUAGGAGGGGUUAUGGCGAAGAUAUACACAAAAGUUACAGAAAUAAAGACUCCAGGGAUAGUGACAGACGAAGUCAUAAAAAUGAUGAACAUAAUGGACAUGGUAGUCAAAGAGAAAAUAGUCAUGGGAGAGAUGAUAGAGACAAAGAGAAGGGUAAUGUAAGGGAUUACAGGGAUAAAGAGAAAGGUCAUAGGAGGGAUGACAGGGACAAAGAGAAAGGUCAUAGGAGGGACGACAAAGAUAAAGAUAAUGGCAACAGAAGGGAUUACAGGGUUAAGGAGAAAGGUCAUGGGAGGGAUGACGGGGAGAAAGAGAGAGGUCAUGAUGGGAGGGAUGAUAGGGAUCGGAGAGAGAGUAGGUAUGGUGGCCGGAGUGAGCAGGAACACCGAGAGAGGAGAAAUGAUGGGGAUUACAGAAAGAAGAAUGCUGAUAUUGAUAGAUUAGACAAGAGAAAUGAUGGGUUUAGUAGGAACAAGGAUAGGAGAGAUUUAGAUGAUGUACCAAACAUCAAAAAGGAAGAGCAAAAUCAUGGAAGAAGAAGCUCAAGAGAUUAUUAUGCUCAUGGCAGUGAUGAUAGAAGACAAGGUGACAGGAGGUGAACUUCAUCGAUUCAUUUUAAAUAGAUGUUCCUUUUAAUUUGUAGGAUAUUUUCCUCUUAAAAUUAUGUGUCUAUACCUACCUAGGUAAAAGAGAUACAUUGUUGAGUGUCUCUCAUCUACUAGAGUUCUCAGUUUUGUAUGAGCAUAACUGUAUAACUGUAUACAUACUGAUGAGAAGUCGAUGUGCUGAACCAAGAGAAGGAAAUACCAAGUAUCGGUUUUUUUAAGUAGGGUAUUGUUGUAAUGAAAAUACUGUAUACAUCUGUGGGAAUGUGAUGAGGAAUUUGAAAAUUUUCAA